AUGAAGUUCUCCUGGAUUGCCACUCUUACCCUCUUCGGUGCUGCCAUGGCCAUGCCUGCGAAGCAAGAGGCCAAGCUUCCUUCCGGCGCACCUUGCACAAAGGACGGAAAGAUGGGUAUCUGCCAGUCCAACAUCUGCAUCCAAGACGUGCACGCCAGCCAGGGCAAGUGCAAAUAA
Molecule: messenger RNA, 177 nt
Organism: Aspergillus calidoustus
Lineage: Eukaryota; Fungi; Ascomycota; Eurotiomycetes; Eurotiales; Aspergillaceae
Source: the annotation of a GenBank genome assembly